AUGAUUUGUUCCGGGCCGUUGGAUCAAAAUCUUAAACCUCUGGAAAGGGUUAGGGUUCUUCCGCGCUUGAUGGGAUUAUUUGCCCGCAUUCUCGCGCUUCCUCCUCGGCGAUCGCGAUCUUGGCACAGGUAUGUCCAGGCGCGAUACUUCGAAUCGAUGGGCGCCAGGCCCUCUGGCGGAUUCGGACGGACUUAUAUCACGAAGGAGCAGAAGAUGGCCGAGCUCUUUGGCGGGAGGCGCAAAUGCGGCUCUGACGAUUCGUGGAGCCUCAGUCCAGAGGAUAAGCCUCGGGCCGCCUUGGGGAGGGAUUUCGCAAUGCUUCCACCGGGCGAUUCACCACAGAGGCGAGAGAUGAAAGCGAUGAUCAAAGACCAGAUAAAGUCCAAGAUCAAGAACAGGCUUCAAAAGGAGCGGCAAGCGUUCUACGAUAGGCAGCCCAAGAACGAGGAGGAAAGAAUCGAGCUUAAGAUCAAAAGAGCCUACAAGAUCAUUGGCUACAAGCAAUUGGAGCUUAGGAAGUACAAACUGGAAGAACCGCCGCUGUCCGCCUCAAUCCACGAUCCAGAAGUCCUGACUGCCGAGCAGCUUCACUACUUGAAGAAGAUCGGCCAAAAGUCGAAGAACUACGUCCCUGUCGGGAAGCGUGGAGUUUACGGUGGUACCGUCGAAAACAUGCAUAUGCAUUGGAAGAGACACCAGACAGUGAGAAUGGACUGCCACACUUUCAGCAUGGACGAAGUGAAAGAAAUCUCGGAAGAACUGGCGAAACUAAGUGGAGGGAUCGUUGUGGACAUCCUCCCGGACAAGACCAUCAUCUUGUAUCGAGGAAGGAACUACGAGCAGCCGAAGAAGCUCAUCCCUCCGAACACUCUCACCAAGCGAGCGGCUUUGAAGAAGGCAGUGCUCGAGCAGUCGAUCGCUGCCCGGCUGAGAUACGUCGACUUUCUAGAGCGCAACCUCAAGCAACUCAGGGAGCAAAAAGAGUACGAGGAGAAGCGAAAGAUGCAAGCGAUCGAGUACAAGGACGAGGCCGUGCGAAGCGUUCCCGUGAGGAAAGUUAAGCCAUACUUCAAGGCCGUGGGAGACGCCUACGAUUUCGAGGACGACAGCGAUCCUUGCUCCGAGACCGAGUCGGACGAGAUCGACGAGGACGACGAGGAAGGGGCGAUUCUCUCCGGCGAGGAAGAUCAAAAGUAUCUCUACGUCGAGGGCGAGAAGCAAAGGAAAGAGUUGAAACACAUCCGCGAGUUCCUUCUCCGGCACAGGAUGAAGAAGAAGCGCCUGGAAUCCAAGCUCCGGAAACGAAGAGAGGAGUAUGAACGGUUUGGAUGGUCCAACCGAGCGUCCACGUAACGCGUGGAUCGUCCAAACAAGCUUUCACGUGAGGGUCAUCCAACGGCCCAGGAUUUGGUAUCUUUGUCUGGCAGUGCGUGAAUCGGACGGUGCUACGCUGCAGAUCUUGACCGUUGGAGGUGGUUAAAUUGAGGCCGUUGAUCUA
Molecule: messenger RNA, 1498 nt
Organism: Selaginella moellendorffii
Lineage: Eukaryota; Viridiplantae; Streptophyta; Lycopodiopsida; Selaginellales; Selaginellaceae
Exons: 3
Coding region: 1-1353 (450 amino acids)
Molecular function (GO): RNA binding
Source: RefSeq, a predicted model, not a curated record